Molecule: messenger RNA, 1803 nt
Organism: Aspergillus calidoustus
Lineage: Eukaryota; Fungi; Ascomycota; Eurotiomycetes; Eurotiales; Aspergillaceae
Source: the annotation of a GenBank genome assembly
AUGCCUAGCGCUGCUGCCUCGGAGAUUGCGGCCCACGCGGCCGCUCUGCGCGCCGAGCUGAAGGAGUGGGAGAGGGGAUUUGCAGCUGCCAAUGGAGGACGGAAAGCUGGACGGAAUGACAUCAAGCAGGUUCCUGAGAUUGCCGCCAAAUACAAAGAAUACUCGCGACUGAAGGCGGAAGAAUCAACUGCUAGCAAGAAAGAGAAGGGACAAUCGCACUCGCACUCACAACAAACUGAGCCACAAGAUGGACAUAAAAAACGGAAGCACUCCUCUCCCCAUGGGCCAGACCAAGCGCACACGCAUACCCAAACAACAUCAACCCCACGAAAAUCCACCGGUGGAAUCUUCCAAACGCCCUCGAAAACACGAACAGCACAUCCCUCGACCGUCGACCCAUAUGACUCGCCCUCUGUACUCCGCCGCCUCUUCAGUCCCUCAACACACAUGCAAUCAUCCUCCCCGCUGAAAGCCGCCAUCGGCCCGACGCCGCAACGAGACGGCAAGGCUCUCGGACUCUUCGACCUCCUCUCAGAAUCGGGCGGAAGUACUGCGACUCCAUCUGCUACUCGGAUAGCAAGUCUAAAUGGGAUGGCAGCGCAGACGCCGUCGAAGAAACGCAAGGUGAUGGAUACGAUUGCGGAGGAAGGCGAGGAGGGUGACGAGGAGGGAGAAAUGGAAGAGUCGCAUCGCGUGGAACGCACACCUGCUUCAUCGGGGAAGAAGUAUAUGCUCUCUGCGCUGUUUGCGACACCUACGACGCUUCGGUACUCGGCUAUGGUUGAGGAUGAUCCGUCUACUUCGAGGAAUCUACUGGGGAAUCUCACAGGCGCAAACGAUAACCAGCCUACGCAACAAGUACCACCACAACAAACAAACUCCGACACCGCAAACCUCGAAACACCCUCUUUCCUACGCCGCUCCACAUCCGGCCUCUACUCAUCCAGCCAAGGUGUAGGAGGCAUGACCGGCCUAAGCCCGAUUCCCGUCCGCAAACCACCGCAAUUCGUCGGAAAGGGCCUCUCGCAGCUCCUACAGGGAUUGCGCGACAUGGAAGAGGAACGAAUGGAAGAUGAAUGGGACAUACUCCGCGAGAUCGAGAUCGAGCAGGAGCAGGAGCAGUCAUACGUCGAUGUCGCGGAUAGCCAGGCGCCUGACGCGAUGGGACGGACGUACAAGAAGAGGGGUCAGAAGAGGACGACGAGACUUGUCAAAAUGAAGCCGGUUGUCUCAGCGCCGCCGAGGUCGCGGCCGAGUCGAAACUCGCAGUCUCAGUCGCAGCCUCAGCAUGCUCCAUUGUCGAGCCUAAGCGCGAAUACCAAGGACAACGAAGGCGCAGAGAGUGAAUUCGAGGAUGAAUGGGAGGCGAUUGCAGAGACGCAAGCAUAUGCGAAUACAAAUACUUCCGGAAACGACAACGCCCAUGACCUGGUUGGCGACGACCAAGACUCUCUCCACUCCAUCUCCGAAGCAGAACCAGACGCAGACUCCGACUCGGAUCCUGAGUACGGCGCCGAGCGAAAACCGUUAGCCAGAGCGAAGAGCUUCUCGGAGAAGAUGAAGGAGGCCAUUGGGGCUGAUACUCCUCGAUCUGGACCUGGGAACCAGCAAGAGAAGACAAAACAGGCACAGGAACAGGAGAAGAAAAAGAAGAAGGAACGGGAGGGAGACGAAGGGAAGGAGAACAAGAAGCCCUCGACGAGAAAGGUGAACCCGCAGGCUCAUGCGAAUUACAGGUCGUUGAAAAUUCGGAAUAGAGGCGGGAGAGGGGGGAGGAAUUUUGGAAGGUUUCGGCGGAGGUGA